UCGGUCAUUCCCUAGGCUGAUUAUCAGACGCAGUACAUGGCCACUGGCGCGGAGCGUGUCGCACGUAGGUAAUUUCGGUACCUUUGAUGCUCACAUGAAGACUGCCAUCCACCCGACACCAUGAAGCGGGUACGACAUUUUCUCGCAGCUGCGCUCGUCCUGCUGGGACUCGUGUACUUCUUCACACAGCAUGAGUCGAUGUCACUAGGCGCCGAACCGGCUAAAUCGCAGAAUGGGUUACCAACAAACACUCAUGCACACGACUUGCCUGAAGAAGAUGCAAGUCACGAGGUACCUGCAUCGGACAAGCUACCGCCGAGCUCGACUCAUGCGGCAUCUGGCGAUGUACCAAAUCUUACAGGGUCAGGUGACACUCCCUCAACAGCGACCGGUGACGAAGGCUCGGCAGGCAUCGGCUUCGACUUCCAAAAAGACCUCAACCUUGAGCUUCCCAUUGACACCUUCAAAGACCUAAGCAAGCAUGCACCACAGAACUACGGCCCCAGUGGUGACCCAUCCUACACCUACGCGACCUUCUUCGCGUCUCGCAACCCUUCAAUUGAGGACCCCUAUUACCUCGCUAUUCACUCUUUGAUCUAUCGCAUUCUCUGGUCGCCUCGUUCAAGAUCCUCUUCGCACCCCUUUGUCGUUUUCGUCGGGGAAUGGGUCUCUCCAGAGCAACGCCAACUUCUCUCCGGCGCAGGCGCACUCGUCCGCGAACUAGCACCCCUACCCUGGGACCCGCCCGACCCAGCGGUGCUCGACAGAUGGAAAGACCUCUUCGCCAAACUGCACAUGUGGAACGAAACCUCCUUCAGCCGCAUCUUGUUCCUCGACGCGGACGCGCUCCCCAUCGCGCCUAUCGAUGACAUGUUCGAGCUCAAGGAAGAGUGGAAAUGCAUCGAGACGAAGAUGCAACUCGACGACUUCUUACCAGGGGGUGACGGCGUGUGUGAGCGCUACAUCUUCUCCGGCGUACCCGCAGACCCUUACUCGAUAUUCGACGCCAAUAUCAACGUCGGAAGCAUGGUAUUCACGCCCAACGCGCGACAGCACCGGCGGCUGCUGCAGAAUUACUUGAAGUUUGACAAGUACGAUGUCAAGAUGGCUGAGCAGGCAUUUCUGAACUGGCAGUUCGGUGUCAAUAGCGCGUAUCCGCCUGGGAUGCUGGAGAGGGAGUAUGGUGCGUUUUUCCCGGAUGAGAAGGGGGAAAGGGGGAUGAAGGUCGUGCAUGAGAAAAUUUGGGCGGCGAGAGGCGGGUUCUGGAAGGAUGAGUGGGAGGGUACAUGGAAGGAGAUGCUGAAGUUUUAUCGGAGUGAGGAGUUCAUGGCGGCGAGAGCGGCAGGUGGUGUCAGUCCAGGGUCAACGAGCCAGGGGUCGGGAUAGAUAUCGAUGAUGGGCCAAUAUAUACCACAGUAAGGCAAUGUUGAUGUGAAUAGCUAUGCAAAUGUACAUGC
Didymella exigua CBS 183.55 is the source of this 1457-nucleotide messenger RNA. RefSeq names its product glycosyltransferase family 8 protein. Bases 121 to 1386 code for a protein of 421 amino acids. The transcript has a single exon. The record is from RefSeq and is a predicted model, not a curated record. Lineage: Eukaryota; Fungi; Ascomycota; Dothideomycetes; Pleosporales; Didymellaceae. Gene Ontology annotation, molecular function: glycosyltransferase activity.